AUGCAUCUCCAACAACCACGACAGGCGCACCGACACCACGACCGCAACUCCAACUACCACGACAGCCGCACCGACAACAACGACCGUAGCUCCUACAACCACGACAGCCGCACCUACAACCACGACCGGAACUCCAACUACCACGACAGCCGCACCAACAACAACGACUGCAGAACCAACAACCACUACUGCACACCACUGCCCCACCUACACCACCACCACGGCUCCUCCGACAACAACCACCACUGCCCCACCUACAACCACCACGGCUCCUCCGACAACAACCACCACUGCCCCCACCUACCACCACCCACGGCUCCUCCGACCACAACCACCCCUGUCCCACCGACCACAACCACCACUGCCCCACCUACCACCACCACAGCUCCUCCGACAACAACCACCACUGCCCCACCUACCACCACCACUGUCCCACCGACCACCACCACCACUGCCCCACCGACAACAACCACCACUGCCCCACCUACCACCACCACGGCUCCUCCGACCACCACCACUACGGUUGCUCCGACAACAACCACCACUGCCCCACCGACCACCACCACUACAGUUUCUCCAACAACAACCACCACUGCCCCACCUACCACCACCACGGCUCCUCCGACAACAACCACCACUGCCCCACCUACCACCACCACGGCUCCUCCGACAACAACAACCACUGCCCCGCCUACCACCACCACUGCCCCACCUACAGCCACCACCACGGCUACUCCGACAACAACCACCACUUCCCCACCUACCACCACACGGCUCCUCCGACAACAACCACCACUGCCCCACCUACCACCACCACGGCUCCUCCGACCACAACCACCCCUGUCCCACGACAACAACCACCACUGCCCCACCUACCACCACCACUGUCCCACCGACCACCACCACCACGGCUCCUCCGACAACAACCACCACUGCCCCACCGACCACCACCACUACUGUUCCUCCGACAACAACCACCACUGCCCCACGACAACAACCACCACUGCCCCACCUACCACCACCACGGCUCCUCCGACCACCACCACUACGGUUGAUCCGACAACAACCACCACUGCCCCACCGACACCACCACUACAGUUUCUCCAACAACUACCACCAAUACCCCACCGACAACAACCACCACUGAACCACCUACCACCACCACAGCUCCUCCGACAACAACUACCACUGCCCCACCUACCACCACCACUGUCCCACCGACAACCACCAGCACUGCUCCUCCGACAACAACCACACGGCUCCACCGACCACCACCACCACGGCUCCUCCGACAACAACGACCACUGCCCCACCUACCACCACCACGGCUCCUCCGACCACCACCACUACGGUUGCUCCGACAACAACCACCACUGCCCCACCGAACACCACCACUACAGUUUCUCCAACAACAACCACCACUGCCCCACCUACCACCACCACGGCUCCUUCGACAACAACCACCACUGCCCCACCUACCACCACCACGGCUCCUCCGACAACAACGACCACUGCCCCACCUACCACCACCACUGCCCCAACGACCACCACCACUACGGUUGCUCCGACAACAACCACCACUGCCCCACCGACCACCACCACUACAGUUUCUCCAACAACAACCAAAACUGCCCCACCUACCACCAGCACUGCUCCUCCGACAACAACCACCACGGCUCCACCGACCACCACCACCACGGCUCCUCCGACAACAACGACCACUGCCCCACCUACCACCACCACGGCUCCUCCGACCACCACCACUACGGUUGCUCCGACAACAACCACCACUGCCCCACCGAACACCACCACUACAGUUUCUCCAACAACAACCACCACUGCCCACCUACCACCACCACGGCUCCUUCGACAACAACCACCACUGCCCCACCUACCACCACCACGGCUCCUCCGACAACAACGACCACUGCCCCACCUACCACCACCACUGCCCCACCGACCACCACCACUACGCCCUGUCCCACCGACGACAACCACCACUGCCCCACCUACCACCACCACAGCUCCUCCGACAACAACCACCACUGCCCCACCUACCACCACCACUGUCCACCGACGACAACCACCACUGCCCCACCUACCACCACCACAGCUCCUCCGACAACAACCACCACUGCCCCACCUACCACCACCACUGUCCCACCUACCACCAACACCACGGCUCCUCCGACAACAACCACUACUGCCCACCGACCACCACCACUACAGUUCCUCCGACAACAACCACCACUGCCCCACCGACAACAACCACCACUGCCCCACCUACCACCACCACGGCUCCUCCGACCACCACCAAUACGGUUGCUCCGACAACAACCACCACUGCCCACCUACCACCACCACCACGGCUUCUCCGACAACAACCACCACUGCCCCACCGACCACCACCACCACGGCUCCUACGUCAACAAUCACCACUGCCCCACCGACCACCACCACCACUGCUCCUCCGACCACAACCACACGGCCCCUCCGACAACAACAACCAUGGCCCUCCGACAACAACCACCACUUCCCCACCAACCACCACCACUACAGUUCCUCCGACAACAACUACCACUGCCCCACCUACCACCACCACUACCCACGACCACCACCACUACAGUUCCUCCGACAACAACCACCACUGCCCCACUGACAACAACCACCACUGCCCCACCUACCACCACCACGGCUCCUCCGACCACAACCACCCCUGUCCCACCGACAACAACCACCACUGAACCACCUACCACCACCACCACGGCUCGUCCGACAACAACCACCACUGCCCCACCUACCACCACCACUAGUUCCUCCGACAACAACCACCACUGCCCACCGACAACAACCACCACUGCCCCACCUACCACCACCUCGGCUCCUCUGACAACAACCACCACUGCCCCACCUACCACCACCACAGCUCCUCCGACAACAACCACCACUGCCCCACCGACCACAACCACCACGGCUCUCCGACAACAACCACCACUGUCCCACCUACCACUACCACCACGGCUCUCCGACAACAAAGACCACUGCCCCACCGACCACCAACACUACGGUUGCUCCGACAACAACCACCACUGCCCCACCGACCACCACCACCACGGCUCCUCCGACCCCAACCACCACGGCUCCUCCGACAACAACCACCACUGCCCCACUAACCACCACCCCUACAGUUCCUCCGACAACAACCACCACGGCCCCACCUACCACCACCACUACAGUUCCUCCGAGUACAACCACCACUGCCCACCGACCACCACCACUACAGUUCUCCGACAACAACCACCACUGCGCCACCGACCACCACCACCAGGGCUCCUCCGACAACAACCACCACUGCCCCACCGACCACCACCACCACGGUUCCUCCGACAACAACCACCACUGCCCCACCUACCACCACCACGGCUCCUCCGACAACAACCACCACUGCCCCACCUACCACCACCACGGCUCCUCCAACCACAACCACCCUGUCCACCGACAACAACCACCACUGCCCCACCGACCACCACCACUACGGUUCCUCCGACAACAACCACCACUUCCCACCGACCACCACCACUACAGUUCCUCCGACAACAACCACCACUGCCCCACCUACCACCACAACGGCUCUUCGACAACCACAACCACUGCUCCUCCGACAACAACCACCACUGCCCCACCUACCACAACCACCCCUGUCCCACCGACAACAACCACCACUGCCCACCGACCACCACCACUACAGUUCCUCCGACAAUAACCACCACUUCCCCACCUACCACCACCACGGCUCUUCCGACAACCACAACCACUGCUCCUCCGACAACAACCACCACUGCUCCUCCGACAACAACCACCACUGCCCCACCGACCUCCACCACCACGGCUCCUCCGACAACAACCACCACUGCCCCACCGACAACAACCACCACUUCUCGACCGACUUCCACCACGGCUGCUCUGACAACAACCACCACUACCCCACCAACCACCACCACUACAGUUCCUCCGACAACAACCACCACUGUCCCACCUACCACCACCACCACGUCCCCUUCGACAACAACCACCACUGCUCCACCGACCACCACGGCUCCUCCGACAACAACCACCACUGUCCCACCUACCACCACCACCACGGCUCCUCCGACAACAACCACCACUGCCCCACCAACCACCACCCCUACAGUUCCUCCGACAACAACCACCACCACUACUGUCCCACCAACUAUCACACCAACAGCAUCUCCGACAACAACAACCUCUAGAUAUGUUGUUUUCAGAUCCCUUCAAAGCAAUUUUAUUGCGGACUUGUUGAAUUCAUCAUCUGAAGCUUUUAAAGCGCGAUCUGCAUCUAUUAAGACACAGAUUGAACCUGCUUACAAAAACUCAUUCCCUUCUUCCUUUGUCUCCUUGGCCGUUGUGAGCUUCAGGCAGGGAUCAGUCAUCAACACCAUAGAACUUCAAUUUGUAAACUCAUCUGUCCCAAAUGACACUGAGAUUAAAAGUGUUUUGAUCAGUCAAGCCUCAAACGUGACAGGCUUUGACAUCGAAAGGGCCUCCAUCACUGUCAGUGACACAUUGAUCCCAACAACUACCACAGUUACCCCAACAACAAACACAUCAACAACAUCAACGACCACAGCAACUCCAACAAUUACAACAUCUGCUGCAACAACUACUACAUCUACUCCAACAACAACCACAGCAGCUCCAACCACUACCACAACUACAAAAGCUCCGCCUGCACCUGUCCAAGUUUUUCUGUUUCUACAGUUCCUUGAACCAUAUGUACCUGAUCUCACAGACCCCACCAGCAGUGUAUUUCAAGAUCGCAAAAGACGAGUUGAAGAGACGUGUAAUAGAAUCUACAAACCAAUAUUUCCUUUCUUCAUCCGUGCCAUUGUGAUUCGGUUCAGUCUUGUUAGAGUUCAAACACGAGAGGAUAGAACUGAGGCAGAAGUGGAGCUUGUGUUCAAUCAAACAGCGCCCAAUGCACAAGUCCCAAAUAAUACUACUGUUGUUCAGACUUUGAAAGAGGCAAUUAACAGUUCCAGCAGCAAUUUCAGCAUCACCAUAGUUCCUGACACAAUAUCAGUAACGUCUGUUCCCGUCAAUGCCACGACUGCUGCACCAACUACUGCCAAUUCCACUACUGCUGCACCUACAGUUUCCACAACUACAAUUGCUGUAUCUACAACUACAGCUUCAAGUGGAGAAUGCCACAAGAUUAAUCCCAGCACUGUUUUCCCCCUGGUGCUCUUGUUAUGGCUUCUGUCAAACCAGCAAUAGCAUCUGUGCUGGUUUCCAUGUUAAUGGCCAGCAGAACAUAAAUUCUUUCACUGAAAUGAAAAAACAACAAGAAGAAAAUAAUUAGAAAUCCAAGCCAUGUGAUUGUGUUAAGGGUUGUUUGGCUUCAGAUGAACUUAUGAUCAAAUGCAACACAUUGGAAAUAGUCUGUUUGGUAUUUUUGUCAAUAUGAAAUGACUCCGGAAUAAACAGAAUGACACAGACUUUAAGCACCCAGUUAGUUUAAUCAUCAACAAAAAAUUUGACCUAACAAUGCAUGAAAUUAAAUAUAUCCUGUGGGUGGCCCUGUAGUGUAGAGGCAUAGUACUUUACGCAGUUGAGCUCAUUCAAUUUUAAAAAUUCAAUUUUAUUUAUAUUGCCAAGCUACAACAAUAGUCACCUCAAGGUGCUUUAUGUUGUAAUGUUAAGGUACUUUUAUUGUAAGCACCAUACAAUAAUACAGAGGAGAAAACACUGGCCUGUUUAAGUGGCCUGAUUUUAUGUCCAGGUCACUUGCUUGUAAGUGUGUCUCUGCCUUCAUGUCUACUUACUGUUUCUAUUUCUCACUGGAGAAAAAAAGGCCCAAAAGACAGACAAGUUUUUAAAUUUUUAAGAAUAUUAUUCACAACUCAUUAAUUAUUUUUAAAUGCUUGUAAACCUGGGUUUGACUUCAUAUAUAUAUAUAUAUAUAUAUACACACUAUAUAUCACAAAUUAUAUGUAAUAGUGUAAACAGUAGAUCUACAGGUGUCCCAAAAAAGCACAGUCACUUUUCUAAUUUAUACAAAGUGUAUUUUUAUAAUUUUCUAUUUCUGUAUUCUGUGAGAAUUCUUUCUUUGUACAUUUUCUGUAAGAAAAGUCAUAAUGACCAGAAUACAAAAUUUAUGAGACAUUUAAAUUUUCUUCUGUGAUGUUUAAUGGUUUGUGGGUAAAGAGAAAGUUGAACUUUGAGGUCAGGAGCUUUAAUAAAAAAGCAAGGUUUGCAAA
Molecule: messenger RNA, 6278 nt
Organism: Oreochromis niloticus (Nile tilapia)
Lineage: Eukaryota; Metazoa; Chordata; Actinopteri; Cichliformes; Cichlidae
Product: mucin-2
Exons: 11
Coding region: 1-5295 (1764 amino acids)
Source: RefSeq, a predicted model, not a curated record